Messenger RNA from Lutzomyia longipalpis, 3291 nucleotides. RefSeq names its product microphthalmia-associated transcription factor-like. The transcript is spliced from 6 exons. Gene Ontology annotation, cellular component: nucleus. Gene Ontology annotation, molecular function: DNA-binding transcription factor activity, RNA polymerase II-specific; protein dimerization activity; RNA polymerase II cis-regulatory region sequence-specific DNA binding. Bases 403 to 1956 code for a protein of 517 amino acids. The record is from RefSeq and is a predicted model, not a curated record. NCBI's taxonomy places the organism in Eukaryota, Metazoa, Arthropoda, Insecta, Diptera, Psychodidae. Gene Ontology annotation, biological process: regulation of transcription by RNA polymerase II.
GUUUUUUCUUUUUUCUUUUCUUAACGGGUGUGUCAUGUUUUCUUGAGGGAGAGAGUGAUUUACAAGGAGGUGGAAAAGCUCCCCCCGUUUUCUAACUAAGAGACAAGCAGCAGAGCAUCAACAACUUACGUGUUACAUAUUAUAUUUUUCUUUCCUCACUUGUCUCUUCGUGGGUCUGUUGUGGAGAGAUCACGGAAAAAUCCCAUAUUAAUUGACCCUAAUUUAGACCAAUCUCUCGUUGCGUUUUGCAUUGAAAUGCGCGAUAUUGGAGGAUCUUCUGAUGGAGAGUUUUAAUUAUUAUUAACCAGUGUGUUGCCAAUACACGUCAUUGAACGACGACACGAUCUUUUCUUUUUCUUUCGGGGGAAGAAGAAGAUAGGAGAAGAAAAAAACGCCUGAAGAAUGGAGGAGAGUGGUGUCGAUCUCAAUUACGAUUUCGACUUUGAUUGCAGUGUCUUUGAAGAUGAUAGCAGCCUAUCGACAAUGCUUCUCAAACCCAGUGGUUUCUAUGAGCUCAAAUCCAAGACUGUCCCACCAGCCGAUCAAUCGCCUACCUUCAAGAAUGCAACACUCACAUCGCGAACACACUUAAGGCAACAACUGCAGCGUGAACAGCAGCAGGAUUUGGAGAGGAGAGAAGCCGAAAGGAAGAAUUGCCAACAAAACCAUCAGACAUCACCUCAAACAUCAUCAAGUGUUAAAGUUACCCUACAGAGUGUGGAUGUUCCACCGCAAGUGCUAAAAGUUCAAACGGCUCUUGAGAACCCAACGCGGUACCACGUGAUCCAGAAGCAAAAGAAUCAAGUACGAAAAUACCUCAAUGAAUCCUUCCAAAAUCCAUCCACGUGGGCAAAUGAGUGUGGUGGAGCUUUUAAAUAUUUGCAGAAUCCAAAAGAGUUUGUUGAUUUUGCAACGAGAGCUACGUACCCACAACCAGGCUUACCUCUACCACCGGGACCACAUGGGGUUAGAUCAGUUGCAAUGUCAACGGCUAGUCCUGACACGGCUAUGUCACCGAGUAUCAGCUCCGUAGCUACCAGUACUACAUCUGGAGAGGCUGAAGAACUCAUUGAUGAAUUUCUCUACUUUGAUCCCCAAUUUAGUCGUGGGAAUCCGUAUAAAACGGAAAAGUCUGGCUCUGAAACCAGCAUUAAGCAAGAACCAACGCAUCUCACGGAGCAAGAAAAGAAGGAUCGUUUGAAGAAGGACAAUCAUAAUCAAAUUGAACGCCGACGUCGUUUCAAUAUAAAUGAUCGCAUCAAAGAGUUAGGCUCCCUACUGCCCAAGAAUCCUGAUCCAUUUCAUGAAGUUGUUCGUGACACGCGUCCCAAUAAGGGUACAAUACUCAAAUCAUCUGUUGAGUAUAUAAAAUGCUUAAAGAAUGAGGUGACGCGGCUGCGGGCAAAUGAAGUGCGUAGUCAGGAGAUGGAGAAAGUGAAUAAUCACCUUCUGAAGCGUAUAAAAGAGUUGGAAUUGCAAGUACGGACACAGAGACCGACUGAAAGUGGUUUUCAGGGUGGUCUAAUUCCUCUUCAGGAAUCCUAUAGCAUUACAACACCGGCAAAUCUCGAAGAUACAACAAUGCUUCUUGACGAUGCGGGAAAAGCAUUUAAAUGUGAAUUGCAGCUACCGGAUGUGUCAGAUAUGAGCUUGAGUCAGCUGCAGGAUUUUAUUGAUGAUGACGAUGUUCCGGUCCAUUCAGAUUCGAUGCUUUCGGAAAUUUUAUCCCCACAGACACCACCGGGUCGUCAAAAAAUUCUACUUGGACAUCGACGUCCACUUACAACACCCACCUCGCACCCUGGUGCCCCAACCCAUCUCACGGGUGAUCCUAUGCUCUCCUCCAGCACAGCACCCUCUGCCAUCGAUCUCGGUUGUAUGGGGGAUCCCAUGCUAUCACCACACGCUCUACUCGCCUCACCAGAUCGUGAUCUGGAUAUGGACCUAAGUGCCUAAACCCAGAGUGUAGUAGUACUUACUUAAAUUUUAAACCUCUAAAAAUGUACAUAUACAUUAGGGGUUUUCCCUCCAAAAUAAUAGAAAAAAAAGAAACACAGAAACAUUCCAUAUUAUUGCGAAAGGUAGAAGAAGUUAUCAAAAUAUACCAAAAAAAGAAGAGAAAGUAAGAAAAAGGAGGAGAGAAAGAGAGAGCUAUAUAAUAUAUAGUAAAUCAAACACAAUGAAGCACACGUCAGUCAAAGCAUUUUUACAUAAGUAUAAAUAUAAGUUGUGCUGUACAUAUACACAGAGGAUGAACAUUAUUAAGAUUUAGAUUUUAUUUUAGAAAAAAAAUCAUAUCACUCUCAAAAAGUCCCCCAUAUAGUUUCUGGUGUGAUUAUGUAAUACAACUGAAGAAGUAUCUAUCUAUGUAUGUACAUAAAUAUUUAAAUGGAAAAUGUGUGUACAUAUGUAUACUAUGUAUAUAUAUAAAUUUUGAAGAAAAAAAAGUCUCUAAAUUUCACACAAGUUUAGUAUUACAUGCUAAAAAAUUAUUCAAUCAAAAGGAGUUUAUUCAUUUUCUUUUACUUUUUUUUGAAAUGUCAUGAUAUUACUGGGACAGUGGCUAUAUACAGAGCAGGAAAGCAAGACAAAAAUAUUAAAGAAAAUCUAGAAAAAGAACUUUCAACUCAAAAACAUCAAACCAAAAGAUGAACAUUUCAAAAAAAAUCGGUGCUCUUUUUUUUUCUUGAUAAACUCAAGGAAUUUUUUCAUGAUUGAAAAUGUUAAGAUUGUUCUGAUUUAGAAUUCUUUUUAGUUGUUUGUUACUGAAUUCUAAAAGUUAGAUAUUUGAUAAAACAUUUUAUUUUCCUUUGCACAGUGUUUUGAGAGGAUGAAUUAAAAAAAAUUUACAUAUCACUUCAAUUGCUGUGACUUUGUGAUUAAUGAAAGUUUUAAAAAAAAAUACACGAAAAAGAAGCUUUGAAUUUCAAAACAGAUUGUGUGCAAUAGGUUUUUAAAAAAAUCUAAAAAAGAAAAUGUACAUAAUGUUAUGUAUGUAUAUAUAUUUUAGGUAGAACAAGGCGAUUUUACUUAUUAUUUCUUCAAGGAAAAAAAAGUUAAAGAAAUUUAAAAAAAAAAUCAAGCUGUGAGUGUUCGAUGUGAAUUCUACUGAAUUGUUAUUAAAUUUUUAGAAUAAAAUACAAAUUAGGAUUAGUUAUAUUGUAGAUAGAAAUUUUAACUAACAUUGUAUACAUAAUAUUAAAUAUUAUAUAUAAUUGAUUAAAAUUAGCGUAGUGUUGUUAACCACUGUAGUACUCAAAGGCAAUAAAAAAAGUUAAAAUAGUUACAGAA